Messenger RNA from Penicillium cosmopolitanum, 1161 nucleotides. Its product is annotated as alpha/beta hydrolase. The transcript has 3 exons. Gene Ontology annotation, cellular component: endoplasmic reticulum. The record is from RefSeq and is a predicted model, not a curated record. Lineage: Eukaryota; Fungi; Ascomycota; Eurotiomycetes; Eurotiales; Aspergillaceae. The coding region runs from base 1 to 1161 and encodes 386 amino acids. Gene Ontology annotation, biological process: regulation of lipid storage.
AUGGCCCUGUACCACCAAACCGUGGAUUUCCUGUCUGACUCCUGGGCCAACCAACGAACACAACUGCCUCUAUUAGCAGUAUCGGGGGCAUCCUUCACACUCGGCCUACUCUUUCGAUCGAUUUUAUCCGCCCGCGAGUCUACAGAGACAGUCAUCCCUUCACCCCGCGCAAGAAUCUUGAACGGCAUAUCCGAAGAAGAAAAUCACAACCUCCCUCUCCCAAAUGACGUGCUUCCCGGUGCCCGCGACGUUGCCAGUCCUUACGGCUCGAUCCGAGUUUAUGAAUGGGGUCGAGAGGAUGGUCCAAAGGUGUUGCUGGUGCAUGGUAUCACCACGCCAUGCAUCGCCCUCGGCGGGGUGGCCCAUGCGCUAGUUGACCGAGGCUGCCGAGUAAUGCUGUUCGACCUUUUUGGGCGAGGAUACUCUGAUUGUCCUGCCGAUCUGCCUCAGGAUGACCGUCUAUUUGCGACUCAGAUCUUACUUGCCCUGGCCUCCUCACCGAUCGCCUGGACUGGCAAAGAGUCAGGAAAGUUCUGCCUAGUGGGUUAUUCACUUGGAGGUGGAAUCGCUGCGGCAUUUGCGUCUUAUUUCCCGCAAAUGUUAUCGUCAUUAAUUCUCCUCGCACCGGCCGGUCUGCUCCGAGACUCGCAAAUCAGCUUCCAGAGUCGUCUCCUCUACUCCCGCGGCCUGAUGCCGGAGAACCUUCUUGGAUAUCUUCGGAUGCGCUCACCGAAAGAACUCCCGUCGCAAACCGCGGGAGAGAUCCAAUUACUUUCUCGUGACUACCCGCAUGUCAACAUUCCAGCUGCUGUUGCUUGGCAAGUGAAUAAUCAUUCUGGUUUCGUCCACGCCUUCAUGUCUAGUAUGCGCCAUGGACCAAUCUUGAGCCAACGGCAGUAUAACACCUGGGCCCGUCUUGGGGAGUACCUGAGUGCGCAGAAUAGUUAUUCGUCAACAAACCGAGGCGAAAAGGGACUGGGCAGUGAUAAGGUCCACAUUCUGUGUGGUAAUAGCGAUGCCAUAAUCAUCAAAGAUGAACUGAUUGCAGAUGCCACAGCAGCCUUGGGCGGAAACGUUGCCUUCAAGUUCUACGAGGCUGGUCACGAAUUCCCCAGCACUAAGUACGAGGAUGUCGCGACGUACAUAUCGAAAUUGCUUUGA